AUCCAACCUUCUGAGUCCCUCAUCUGCUCAUGUCCAGUUUUAAAUUCCAGUAAAUCUCCCCGCCCUUUUGUUGUUGUUGUUCACCCACCUGCUCAGAAGCUGCCUGUCAACUUUCUUGUCCUCACUCCCUGGAUCAGCCAGGAAAGUGACCUCCUCUAAUCCGCCAUCUUGAAAACUGCUGUGAUCAUCUUUUUAGGUAGAUUUUUUUCUGUGAAAGAACAACUGUAUCUGAGAUAGAGGUGUGACCUCAAAGAAGUAUGAAUACAUGAUGCUUAUUUUGCACUUACGCUGGUGGUGUGUAUCGCAGUGAUUGCCAAGGAGAAUUACCCUCUGUACAUCCACAGCACCCCCAUGGAGAAUGAGCUGAAUUCCACUACAUGGUGCACACCUCCAUGGAUGUGGCAGAUAAGACGAUCUCCACCAGGGGGAAGGCCCUGGUGAAGCAGAGGGAGCCCUACCUGGGCCUGCUCUACCCAAUAGAGGACUAUAAGGCAUAUGGCUAUGUGACCAACUCCAAGGUGAAGUUUGUCAUGGUGGUAGAUUCCUCCAACACAGCCCUUCGAGACAAUGAAAUCUGCAGCAUGAUUCGGAAGCUGCAUAGCUUCUGCACAGACAUGGUGUGCAACCCCUUCUACAACUCUGGAGACCGCAUCCAGUCCAGGGCCUUUGACAAGGUGGUGACGUCUAUAAUGAUCCAGGUGUGCUGAGCAGAACUCUGCACUGAAGAGACACAGCUUGUGCAGAACUGUGCUUAGAGACCUCUGCUUUUGCUGUUUCUAUCCUGAGUGUUAGGACCUGCCCUAGGGGCUGGGUGGGGCUUGUGCUUGGUGCCUCUCCACUAAAGGCCUUUCAAGGUGAAAAAGAAAAAAAUAAGGCUGAUUUUCUUUUAAUCUCCAUGAAAAAGAUUAAGUGAGCUUCACAUAGUCUUACCUGUUCAUCUUUCUGUACAUACAAAAAGAAGGCAGUAGGUGGUUGAGAUCUGAAACAUUCCGAGGCUUUGCUUGUAUCUGAGAUUGUAGAGUCUGUCCUUGGUCUUUCAAAUGGUGCUAUUACCCUUGACAGAAAAAGUCUCACAAGGUAACGGAAGUCUUUAAUAAAGAUAUUGCCCGCCAGAGAGGCACGUGUUCUGUUUUGAAGUCAUAUCACUAUAUUUUAACAACGUUACAAGGUACGUUAUCCACUCCUAGGAUUUGUCCCAAUAAUCUGAAGACCCCUGAAAUAUAAAUGGGAGAAAAUAAGGUGCUACAGCAUUUCAUUAACUUUGAAAUAGAAAUGUCACUUACAUCAGUUUUGUGGAACUGACUGCCUGUCAGGGGAGCAUAAGAAAUGUGCCCCCUUUUCCAGGCACUGUUCCCCUACCCCAAAUCACCCUUCUUUGUUUGAAUGAUCAGCUACUUGCCCUGUUACCACCAAAAUAAGAAAACGCUCUGCUCAACUUGAUUAGUGUGUGUCAAACGAGCAGGUGUGUCGCUUUCAGGUACAGAAUCCAGGUAAAGCGGAGAGAGUAUGUGU
This is a messenger RNA of Marmota monax (woodchuck), 1512 nucleotides long. Its product is annotated as trafficking protein particle complex subunit 2-like protein. The transcript has a single exon. The record is from RefSeq and is a predicted model, not a curated record. Gene Ontology annotation, cellular component: nucleus; TRAPP complex; cytoplasm. Gene Ontology annotation, biological process: endoplasmic reticulum to Golgi vesicle-mediated transport. NCBI's taxonomy places the organism in Eukaryota, Metazoa, Chordata, Mammalia, Rodentia, Sciuridae. Bases 378 to 707 code for a protein of 109 amino acids.